CACUGGCGCCCUACGCGCCUUUAAUUGCGCACAAGACAUUAAGGUGCGUUAGCGGAUCAUUGUUUUCUCAUUACUGCUGAUCGUGCUGCCCUGUGGCGAAGAGUUUUUCCACGUCCGACUGUUUACGGCGUCAGCGCUCAGAGAGGAAAGGUGGUCUUGCAUGUCCAGAGGUCCAGGAAGGGGAGGCGCCCUGCGCAUCUAAUCCAGCGCCUGGAAGCACUAAUGUGCCGCUUCUCGGGGGGGUUGGGGUACCCAACAGCGACACGGUCCGCGCCUGUACUGGCUCGUCGUUGCAGCGCAUGAUUUUGACAUUUCUCGGCAGGUAACGGGCAACAUGUGCGUCUGGAUGCUGUAAAGUGUGACACAGCGGCUUUUGACUUGCAGUUCUCUCGGAUACGCAAAGUACCCGACGUUACGGCGCACCUUGUGUAAUAGAGAAUCAUGAGCACUGUGGAGGAGGAGCCGGAGCACAUGAUACCAUGAAGACAAGCCUGCACGUCCUGCGCUGCCAGCUGCUGAGUGUUCUAGCAUUCCUGGCACUGUCAGUAGGACUGGUUUUGACAGUAGAGGAUAUGUACCUCAGCCAGACGUCCCAGGAAUCUAUUGCCAUGGCUGCCACCCACAGCAACCCCCUCUCGCCCCACCUUGAUUUGCAUCCAGAAGGCUCCAGCAGUGGGGAAUGGUCAUCCAGAGGCACACAACUAUCAAACAUCAUCGUUCCUAGUGUUAUUCUCCCUCCUUUGCUUCACACCACCCACACUUCCAACCUGGCUUAUGAUAACCCUCCCAUUCAUGACACAAAUACUGUCACCCCAAACACUGUGAGCACUAACAGCCAUGUGACUCAACCCCAGGUGCCCACCUCUCAUACUGUAAAUCACAAAUUAGUCGGGGUACCUCAAGUUCAUAACCUAGUUACUGUUCGUACUAACCAGGCCAGCAGCAGCCCUAAAUUUCCCAGCACAGAAUUCCCAAAUACAGAUGUGGACUUUCCUGCUCAAGAGGCUCCAAACCCCCUGGUUUCUGCAUCCAGCUCUGGAUCAGACAGAGGGGAUGCACUUGGUGCAAAGCCUCAGAAGCUAAAUGAGAAGGAACCCAGCAACCCCAGGCAGCAAUAUGUUCCUGAGCUGCAUCCCUCCUCCCUGACCGCCCUCUCCUCUUCCUCAGUUGGUGCUGAUGCUGCUCGAGGCCUGAAACUCAGGGAGCAUGCUUUAAGAUCCCCUGAGCUGCCCAUGCACCACACCAUCACUCAGCGGGAAGCUCAUGCAGUGAACGAACCCCCCACCGAUCAGCUGGCGUUGGGUUCGACGGAGGGGACUGAUACUCCUGUCAAGAAUCCACCACUAAAUCUAAUCUCAGCUGCAUCCAGCACAGCCCUGCCCAAUGAGCCUAGCUUUAAGUCGCAGAGUCCAACAGUCAUCCUGGUCAACCACACUGCGGUCUUCACUGAGGAGGGUCAGGUCAUUCAGGGUAACAACACAGACAGUCCACCUGUGGGGCUCCAGCUGGGGAAUACAACUGCACAUGUAGGGCUACUUUCUAACAGCAGCACAGUGGAGGAGUCGCCCGCUCAGGGGAACAGCUCAGAGCCCCCCUCCACCGCCAGUGGGAACUUCCUUAACAGGCAGGUACCAGCAACAACCAACGAUCCCUGGAAUGCUGAAAACAGCUCGGGCCCUGCUGUCAACACCCCAGCAUCCCGCAUGACUAUCUGCUUCAGCAAGAUGGACAUUGUGUGGAUCGUUCUGGCCAUCAGUGUGACUGUGUCCUCCUGCUCUGUGCUGUUGACUGUGUGCUGCAUGAGGAGGAAGAAGAAGUCAUCAAGUCAGGAGAAUAACCUCAGCUACUGGAACAACGCCAUCACCAUGGACUACUUCAGCAGGCAUGCGGUGGAGCUGCCCAGAGAGAUACACACUCUGGAGAGUGAGGAGCAAGACACCUGUCUACCCCCUAAUGGAGACUACAGCGGCAGUAGCGUGAUCCUGGUUAACCCUUUCUGCCAGGAGACCCUCUUCAUCAACAGAGACAAAGCUUCUGCCAUAUAGAGAUAGAUCCCCCUCUUUUACUCCCCUUGCUGUCAUUGUCUAUUUUAUAUAUGUGGUAAAUAUUCAGAGACGUUGACUUUAUACUGUAUAUGAGAAACACAAAGAGCAACCUGACAGAAGAGCGAUGUAAACAGACUCUAUUUACUAUGAGGAUGCACCUGCAUAUUUUUCUGAUGUAGAUUUUCUACAAAUGGCUUAAUUGUGAUAAAGGUUUCUAUUGUCUUUAUAUAAUACAGAAUAUAUAUGUGGUUGCAUUACAGUGGCUUGAUGGUAAGUGAACUGUGGAUGGUGCCACAUGGAAUCUGCUUUAGAGAAGAAUGUGCUAUGAAACACUCAAAGCUAUACUUUUUAUCGGUUUAUUUGACUUUUUUCUUUAAAAUAAAUCCCAAAACACUUAUAGCCUGUUGAACUUGAAUAUAGCACCUACAUAUUUAUGGGGGGGACAGAGGUAUGUGUAAAUAUGGAUAAAAAAUCAGGGCCUGUGUUUAACAAACCUACAGGAAAUGUGCAUAAGAAUGCCCAAAAAAGUCAAGUUUUUGAGGAAAAAGCUGCCAAGAUGCAUAUUUAAUUACCUAGGAGGACCUUCUGAAUGAUUAUUUGAUAUGUUGGAGCAGAAAUUAAAUGAUCAAAGAAACAGAUUCACAGUAAAUCUAUCCCGUUAUUCAGUCUUUGAAUGGUACGAUUCAAAGAUUUACAUUUUAUAUAAUAUUCUAUUAAAAAAGUAUGUUUUUUGGUUUUAAAAUUUUUCCUUUGUCUAAUUAAUUUUGAAUUACUAAGAAAAUAUAAUGUGAAAUGCAUUCUCAAUAAAUUAUUUAAAUACAUGUCAAUACACUGAUUCAAAUUUAGACAUAAAAACAGAUAAUUGAUUUUAAAAGUUGUUUCAUAUUAAAGUAAAUGGUAGUAUAAAUAAGGACUGAAUGAUACAAAAUUAAACAAAAAGAUUUGUACAAAAGAAAGACUGUUGCUUGUAAGCAAUAAAGAAACAAAAAAGAAAUCAUUAAGGUUAAUUUAGCAGCCUUAUUCUUUAACAUGUUAAAUAAAGAUGCCUAAAAAUGUACUCAAAGCAUGUUAUUUCACCCACACAGGAAUGCAGGAAACAAAAAACCUGCUAGAAAUCCAAAUGUACACAUGUAUACAUCUCUCACAAUUGCAAUGAAUUAACUGAGGUCUUGUGCAUUUUUGGUUGUAAGAUUAACAAGUUUGAUAAGUACAGGCCAAGAUUUUAUUGCUCAAUUUGAACAAAAUGUAUGUAAGAGUUGGUCAUGGAAUGAUUCUGGAUAAAACAGCACUGAUUUCAAAGGAUUUACCCCCUCAUGUGUCACCAGCUUCUCUGAAGAGGGACCACAUUGAUGUCUUAAUUUCUUAUGUUGGCCCUUUAUAUAUCUGUGGGUGUGGGUGAGUGUGUGUAUGACUGCUGUCUGUGUAUGGAGGCAUACUCUGUGCACUGAAGUAUGACCAAAUGAGCUGAAAUGUCCCAACCCCCUUAACCAAAUAUAAUUCUUACUUAAGUCAAACAAGACUUUGUAUUACUCUCAGCUCACUUUGAUCUGUUUGUCUGUGUGCGUCUGUUCUUGUGAGUGCCUCUGAAUGUGUGUCUGUCACUUGUCUGUGUCGUGGAGUGGCUACUGGUUGUGCCCCAGUGUGAGAAGGUUUCUCAUCACUGUAGGAAACAAUUGCUACUGUAAGUGUAUCGCUCCAUAAACGUGUUUGUUCACUAAAUGUGCUUAUUGAAGUGUUGAAAGAUUGUGAGUUAGUUGCUUGACCACAUACAAUGUCUUAGACUGUAAUGACCAAUUAAACACUGAGACAAAUGAGAUAUGUGCUGAAUAUUUACUUUUAGCACAUACAGAGGUGGUUUGAUUCAAAAAGACGCGUCUGAAUAUUUUGUUGAAGCUGUGGUCCUUCUUUCAUCUGAUACACUUGGCAUUGCUGUAGUUUUAUUCAAUAAUCAAUGCUGCCUGCCUCUGUUGUUGCUAAAGAUUUUCUAUAUUGUGAGACGUUCUACAAUCACAAAGUCAAAAGGUGAUGUUGAAUGACACAAACAUAAUCAUGUCCCUGCUUUAGAUGCUCACUGCUGGGCUUGUUGUUUUGCACGCUCAAAACAUGGAUAUUUUACAAAAUGUUCACUGGCACGGUGGAGCAGUGUUCAACAUAAUGUAUUUUUUUGUACUGUAGUACAUACACUGUAAUUUUUACUGCUGAGCAAUAAAACAAAGAAAAAAUA
Molecule: messenger RNA, 4269 nt
Organism: Melanotaenia boesemani (Boeseman's rainbowfish)
Lineage: Eukaryota; Metazoa; Chordata; Actinopteri; Atheriniformes; Melanotaeniidae
Gene: tmem108
Product: transmembrane protein 108
Exons: 5
Coding region: 480-2045 (521 amino acids)
Biological process (GO): postsynaptic density organization; retrograde axonal transport; dendrite extension
Cellular component (GO): endosome membrane; axon; postsynaptic density
Source: RefSeq, a predicted model, not a curated record